Messenger RNA from Solanum tuberosum (potato), 1489 nucleotides. RefSeq lists its product as uncharacterized. The transcript is spliced from 3 exons. The coding region runs from base 1 to 1485 and encodes 494 amino acids. NCBI's taxonomy places the organism in Eukaryota, Viridiplantae, Streptophyta, Magnoliopsida, Solanales, Solanaceae. The record is from RefSeq and is a predicted model, not a curated record.
AUGACAUCUGCUUCUUCUCAACGUGGCCUAAGCAAUCUUCGCAGAACUGUAACUUGGUUAUUCAUCACAUUAUUAAUCAUCUAUCUUCUUUACUCUUUUUAUUUAAUUCUCAAUAAAGAUUCCCCUGAAUGUACCAAUUCUUUGUCUUCCUCAUCAGAAUUAUCCACAAAAGAAUCAAUUUCCACAACAUUCCCUCAAACUGAAAAUUCGACUUCCCUUUCUGUUCAAGAAAAUACAGGGGACCCUGAAACAGGGCUCAAACACAUUGUAUUUGGGAUCGCCGCGUCUACAAAUUUGUGGGAUAAAAGGAAAGAGUAUAUUAAAUUAUGGUGGAGGCCAGGGGAAAUGAGAGGUGUUGUUUGGUUAGAUAAAAAUGUUACAAUCAAGAAAAAUGAAGAUUUGCCUGAAAUUCGAAUUUCUGAGAACACAACUAAGUUCUUGUACACGAAUCGACAGGGGAACAGAUCGGCUCUGAGGAUAUCCAGGGUUGUUUCGGAGACUAUAAGGUUGGGACUUAAAAAUGUGAGAUGGUUCGUAAUGGGAGAUGAUGAUACAGUGUUUAAUGUCGAUAAUGUUGUUAGAGUUCUUUCAAAAUAUGAUCAUAAUCAGUAUUAUUACAUUGGAAGUUCUUCAGAAAGUCAUAUUCAGAAUAUUUUUUUCUCAUAUGCCAUGGCUUAUGGUGGAGGUGGAUUUGCUAUUAGUUAUCCAUUGGCAAAAGAAUUGGAGAAAAUUCAAGAUCGAUGCCUUCAACGAUAUCCUGGAUUAUACGGUAGUGAUGACAGAAUUCAAGCUUGUAUGGCUGAGCUCGGGGUCCCCCUUACAAGAGAACCUGGAUUUCAUCAGUAUGAUGUGUACGGGAAUUUGCUAGGCCUAUUGGGAGCACAUCCUGUAACACCUCUAGUAUCAAUUCACCAUCUUGAUGUUGUGGAUCCUAUAAUUCCAAGGAUGAGCAGAAUUGAUGGACUCCAACGCGUUUUUGAAUCGAUGAAAUAUGACACUGCCAGCAUAAUGCAGCAGUCAAUCUGCUACGACAAGCAGAAAUACUGGUCUAUUUCAGUGUCGUGGGGCUACGUGGUUCAGAUCACGAGGGGUAAUAUCUCUCCAAGAGAAUUAGAAAUGCCCACAAGAACAUUUCUCAACUGGUAUAAAAGAGCUGAUUACACUGCCUAUGCAUUCAACACUAGGCCCGUGACAAAGCACCCGUGCCAGAAGCCUUUCGUGUACUACAUAAGUGCAGCCAAAUAUGAUCGAAGCAAGAAUCAGAUCGUUGGGAUUUACCAUCGUCAUAGAGAGUCGUACCCUUAUUGCAGAUGGAAAAUUGAGUCACCUGAGAGUAUCAAUGCAAUUGUAGUGUUGAAAAAGCCAGAUGAUAACCGUUGGCAGAAGGCAGCAAGAAGGGAUUGUUGUAAAGUUCUACCAUCAAACAACUCCUAUUUGUACAUUUGGGUAGGCAAUUGCAGAGCAGGCGAAACGAGUGAAAUGUAGCUGU